CCGGGGCCUGGAGGGAUGGGCUCGGCCCUCCUCCCCCUUCUGCAAAGGGUGCUGCCCGCGGCCCUGUUCCGGGUCUGUCGCCAGGAGCCGCUGGCUUCCCAGAUCCCCGCGGAGGCAAACGUGGAGCAUGCAUGCGGGAAGGGGCCAGGUACGGACAUCGCUGCAGGAGAAGAAGUCGCCAUCAAGCUCGAAUGUGUCAAAACCAAACACCCUCAGCUCCACAUCGAGAGCAAGAUCUACAAGAUGAUGCAGGGAGGAGUGGGCAUCCCCACCAUCCGGUGGUGCGGGGCCGAGGGAGACUACAACGUCAUGGUGAUGGAGCUCUUGGGACCAAGCCUGGAAGAUCUCUUCAACUUCUGCUCGAGAAAAUUCAGCCUCAAAACCGUCCUGCUGCUGGCCGACCAGAUGAUUAGUCGGAUCGAGUACAUUCACUCCAAGAACUUCAUCCACCGUGAUGUGAAGCCAGACAACUUUCUCAUGGGGCUGGGGAAGAAGGGCAACCUGGUCUACAUCAUCGACUUCGGCCUGGCCAAGAAGUACCGGGACGCCCGCACCCACCAGCACAUCCCUUACCGCGAGAACAAGAACCUCACCGGCACCGCGCGGUACGCCUCCAUCAACACGCAUCUCGGAAUCGAACAAUCUCGAAGGGACGACCUGGAGUCUCUGGGCUAUGUGCUCAUGUACUUCAACCUGGGCUCUCUGCCCUGGCAGGGGCUGAAGGCCGCCACCAAGAGACAGAAGUACGAGCGGAUCAGUGAGAAGAAGAUGUCCACCCCCAUCGAGGUGCUGUGCAAAGGCUACCCAUCUGAGUUUGCCACGUACCUGAAUUUCUGCCGUUCGUUGCGUUUCGAUGACAAGCCGGACUACUCGUACCUGAGGCAGCUGUUCAGGAACCUGUUCCACCGCCAGGGCUUCUCCUACGACUACGUGUUCGACUGGAACAUGCUCAAGUUCGGCGCCAGCCGGGCCGCUGACGAUGCCGAGCGGGAACGCCGGGACCGCGAGGAGCGGUUGAGACACUCCCGAAAUCCAGCCACCCGCGGCCUCCCUUCCACGGCCUCGGGCCGGCUGAGGGGGACACAGGAAGUGGCUCCUCCCACGCCCCUCACCCCUACCUCACACACUGCUAACACGUCUCCUCGGCCCGUGUCCGGCGUGGAGAGAGAGCGGAAAGUGAGCAUGCGGCUGCACCGCGGCGCCCCCGUCAACAUCUCCUCGUCCGACCUCACGGGCCGGCAAGAUACCUCCCGCAUGUCCACCUCACAGAAUAGCAUUCCUUUCGAGCACCACGGCAAGUAGCUGCACGUCUCCCCGCUGGAAGGCAGCCCCGAUUCCCGGUCGGGUGGCUUCCAGUGGUCUUCAGUCUGUCGUGCACCGGUGAGAACUCUCCUUUUUGCUGUGAAGGGCAGACAGUGAAUGCAUGGCUGAUCUACUCUGUUACAUGGCUUUACUAGUGACGCCCCCCGGUCUAGACCACCGGGAGCUCCAGGCCACCCGCCCAGCAACGCCCAUGGGGAAACUAAAACUAAACCGGACAGACUCCAAGCGCUGCCGCCGCCAGGGGCUCCAUGAGGCCCCCCACGUGAACUCGUUGUCGCGGGGCUGGGAAGAAGAGCAGAGUGAGGAUGGCGCAGCCCCCGCCCGGCCGCGAGCCUCGCAGCUCUCCCUCCCGCGGUGGCGCCUGCUCCCGACGAGUCUGCUGUGACCACCCGUCUUCUACUUGGUUCAGACAGUUUUGUAUCAUUUUGCUAAAAAUUAUUGGCUUAAAUCUGUGUAAAGAAAUCUUAUUGUUUCUUGUCUGUUUUUGCGGCCCUCACAAAGAUGGUGACUUUAAAGAGCCCUGACGGACGCUGGCGUGGGAUUUCUGUGUAGGACGGAGCGAGGCAGGGUGCGGGCACAGGGGACUUCGUGGCGUUUCCUGUGCGGUUCAGUCGUGUGCUCGCUGUGGAGAGGGGCUUUUCUCAGUGUACACGUGUGUGUAAGUAACAUGUGCGUCUGCGUGUGCUGUGUGUUUCGUGACCUCGUUCCCCUGGUGUUGGCUGUCACCCCUCCCCCACCGUCAGCGAGAUGCCUGCGCAGUGGCCAGAGCAGGGCACCGGCCGCGGGCCAGGACGCAACUGCUUGCAGCAGAGCCGAGCGCCCUCCGACCUUCCCGGACGCGGCCGAGUGGAAGCGGGUGCUGGAGACGCAGAAGCUGAGGCUUUGCCGGGCGUCGCUGGGCCCCUCCUCGGGGUCGUGUGAGGCCCUCGUGGAGGUGGUGACCCAAUGCCUUUGAAUUGGGGAAGUUUUCUAAACGCUGUACAUACUUGCAGUGCAGGUCGGCUCUUAAUGUGUGUUCCGAGCUGUGUGCUCAAAGCCAAGGACAUGGUCGUCUGCCAGGUCUGCCCGGAAAGGCGGCGGGCCCCGGGAUCCACUCUGAAGUGCCGAGAAGCAGGGACAGCACGACUCGCAUUGAGAUGGAGCGAACCCCACAGAGGUCACGGAGCGGGAUGGGGCCGAUGGCUCUCCAGAAAGACCCUUGGGUGGCUGGGCCACUGUCCCUGCUCAUUUUGCAGCAGCAGAGGCGCCAGGUAGUGGUGGCAGCAGCCAGGAGACAGGAGCCCCCCCGUCUUGGGGAAACGAGGUGCAAUAUGUAUACUUAUAGGUACUUUCACGUUUCUCCUCGUCACCCGACUGCAGUGUUGUUUGGAGUCCGGGGUGCUCAUAGGAAGCUAGGGGCCUGAAAGGUGUCUGGGUCUGUCCCUUCCUGCCCUCCAGUCCCCCAGCACGAGUGCUGGGCCUGGGAGGCCUGGACUGGGGUGCCUUGACGGCGCAGGACAUGACUGUUGGCUGCUUCCGGAAUCCCGAGCCAGCUACUUUAAGCAUUUGGGGGUGCAGGGACUUGGCCAGGUAGGAGUGCAGAGGGAGCUUGGGUAGGUCAGGGCAAGUUGGGGGCUCCCUUUGGGGCCCCGCGCCUUCCUCCGACGGGCUUCCCCCUCGGGAGGCGUGACGCCUGCAGCCCCGAGUGCAGUGCUGGCACCCCCGCUGGAGCCAGGCCCUGCCCGACGUCGCCGGUUGUCUUGUGCAGUGGGUUCCGGUCUAGUGCCCGGUGCGUGGUCGUGGGCAGUGUCGAUCCCCAUCGCGACCUGCAGGGGCCGUCGUCGGAGUGUCUGUGUGACCUGUGAUUGGUGGCCGGGCUCUGACCCGCGCUUGUGUAACCACUGUAUUUGUGUGCCUACACCGUGUCAGUAAUAAAUUCAUGACGGCGUCUACCUUC
Molecule: messenger RNA, 3259 nt
Organism: Pteropus alecto (black flying fox)
Lineage: Eukaryota; Metazoa; Chordata; Mammalia; Chiroptera; Pteropodidae
Gene: CSNK1D
Product: casein kinase 1 delta
Exons: 10
Coding region: 16-1302 (428 amino acids)
Biological process (GO): positive regulation of proteasomal ubiquitin-dependent protein catabolic process; non-motile cilium assembly; signal transduction
Cellular component (GO): cytoplasm; nucleus; spindle microtubule
Molecular function (GO): protein serine/threonine kinase activity; ATP binding
Source: RefSeq, a predicted model, not a curated record